CUUUUCAAAUUUUUAUUUUCUGUCUUUAAUGUUUUAAAUACAUAAGUCAAUGUUUACAAAUAAUUUAAUGUCUGUAGUACCUAAGUUUUAAUAAAAUAAACUCGCAUGGUAAGUUUUUAUUAGUACGAAAAGGCAGUUUAGGAUUUCCACCCCAUGAAAAUUAAAAAGGUUGCGGCGCAGCGUGGGUGCAUUCGCGUCGUGCGUGAGUCAAGUUAGGGGAGGAGGUGAAAUAAUUCAUUCAGUCUCUGGCAACCGUCGAGUGUAGUCGGGAACUGAAGAGUGCUCCUGUUGGAAGAGACAGUGUUUUUAAAUUAAAGUGUUGUUGUAUGAUGGUGGUGACUUAAACAUGGGCGACUUACGAAACAUUGAGGUAGUGAGCCAAGAGGAGGAAGUGGUUGACCAAGGGCCACAAAAGACGCCACAAGAGGCACCACAAGAGGCACCACAAGAGGCACCACAAGAGACACCACAAGAAAAGCCUCAAGAUGCAGUAGUUGUUGAGCAAGGCACCAUCGAGACGGAUAAGAAGGAUUUGUUGUGGAUGGGCGGCGUUGCGGAGUGUUUUACAACUGUGCUGUCACUGUUUGGGCGCGCUGAUCUGAAGAUUUCGAAGGAUGAAAGCUGGGUCGUGCCAUAUGAGGAGAUCACAGAAAUGUCUUAUGUCGGCUCGGGGGCCCAAGGCACCGUCUUUAAAGGCCUACUGCGUGGUGAAAUCGUCGCCUUCAAAAAAGUGAAGUCUCACUCUGAGACAAACAUAAAACAUCUGAGGAAAUUGAACCAUGACAACAUUGUUCAAUUCCGUGGCAUCUGCACCAAGUCACCUAAUUUUGGUGUGAUUAUGGAGUACUGUCAGUAUGGGCCGCUGUACGAUUACAUCCAUGGAUCCAACCAGUUCGCUCCGAAGCAGCUUCUGAAGUGGGCCAAGGAGAUAGCGCUGGGUUUGGCCUACUUGCAUACUCACAAGAUCAUUCAUCGGGACUUGAAAAGCCCUAACAUUCUGGUCGCUGAUAACCUGGUGCUCAAGGUUUCCGACUUUGGGACGUCCCGCGAAUGGAAUGAUGUUAGCACGAUCAUGAGCUUCACCGGCACUGUGGCCUGGAUGGCUCCCGAAGUGAUUCGCCACGAGCCCUGCUCUGAGCGGGUGGAUGUGUGGUCUUAUGGCGUGGUGCUGUGGGAACUGUUGACCCAAGAAAUCCCUUACAAGAACGUAGAGACUCAUGCCAUAAUGUGGGGUGUGGGUACCGAUACCGUGCGCCUUCAUGUCCCCGCGACCAUCCCAGGGAGUUUCCAGUUGCUGCUGAAUCAGUGCUGGAACCGUACGCCCAGGAACAGGCCUCCGUUUAAGAUCAUUGCCGCUCACCUGGAUAUCGCGGCUAAUGACUUCAUAGCCUUGGAAGAUGACUUUGUGGCUACCCAAGGAGUCUGGCGGGAGGAAGUGCAAGAUGCUAUGGAAAGACUCUAUGUGAAGACGGAGCAGCCUUCGCUGUCGGACGCUAUGCAACGCCGCGAGGAGCUGAACAAGGCGCAGUGCGCUCGCGAGGUGUACGAGGCCCAGCUGUCGCGCGCCAACGAGCUCUACAUGGAGGUAUGCUCCGUGAGGCUUCAGCUGGAACAGCGCGAGCAGGCUCUGUUGGAACGUGAGCAAGCGCUAAACAAGGCUUGCCGAUGCGGCCUCCGCAAGAAGUUCUUCCAGCGUCAGCUGUCUUCCUCAUCCGACGGCUUGAAGAAGGCUUACGGCCCUCCGGCCAACGCUGGCGGCUGCUGCAAGAAGAAGUCUGAGGGCAUCCCUGCCCAAGUGCUGCUAAGCUUCGACGAGAACAACCCAGACCAGCCGAUCUCCGUCGUCUUGAAGGAGGAACAGGAGAGCACCUGCUGCGACUGCUGCGAUGACCGCUUCGAGAACAACAACAUGGCCACCAUCAAAGAUACGGUGGUUGAGAAAAAUGGUAACGUAGACUUCGUCGAGAAGUUCCAGAAGUUGGACAACUACAUGUCCAACGUGGCUCAAGUCUGAAGUCCUUUCGGCUUGAGAUAUUACAGGGAGGUGAGGAGGGCGUGCAACUAAGUUUAGUUAAUGAUCCCUUAGGGAAGUCGCAUGACAUUAUUAUAAUUAUUAUAGCUGUGUAAUCAUUGAUACGUGUGACUUAGAUUUCGUGCAGAUUGACUACGUCAAUUCCAACUUCUCACUACGUGGCCCGAGAGAUUACGGUCACUUUUGUGUCGUUGCAGAUAUGUGGAAGCUCACGCCCCCCUCCCGUAUUAUUCAAAGAUUUAUAGGGUUGUUAUUUUUAACUUAACAAUUGGGGUCAUGCUUUAAUGCAAUUUGAGGGUUGUCACCAUGUUAUGUCUUCUGCUAUUACCUUACGUAUUUACGUACCUCACGAAAGUAUUUUGUUUAAAAUGAACCCUCGUACCUGAUUGCUCUCUCAUCCAUAAAAAGCUUUUUAUACCAAACCGGUAUGUACUUAAUUUAUUUGCUCAAAAAGGUGGCAACCCUAUAAAUAGAGGGACCUUUUUAAAGUCGUUAAAAAUAAACAAAAAAAUACAAAAAAAAGUUGGUGUAUGUGUCGAUUAUAUACGGCGUAUCUGUCGUUUUACUGUAGCAUGAUGGACUGUAAGUUAUCCUUUCGAUGCACAUUUGCAGUCUUUUUGUGCCUAAAGAAGACCUGAGUUACUCCACUAUAUUCUUUGACAUCUCUCGCCUGCGCUUGGGCAUCAUUCUUGUUAUUUUAUGAGUAACGACAAACGUACAGAUUUAUGAUCUUUUUCGUCACACGGAUUCGAAAAGACUGCAAAUCCUUUAUAGAUGUUUCAAUACAAUAACAUAUUGCUCAGCUCCCUAGGUGAGCGCUCUACAUUCCGAGGCACUGACCCUUUUCGUGCCCUUAUACACUACUUCUAAGGAAAUCUGGGAUUUAUUUCUUUCCUAGGAAAUUUUAAAGAAAUCCUUUUUCAGGGCAAUUCUGAUUUAUUUCUUUUGAGAUUAAUAACAGUGAUAUCUUGGCUUUAAACAUGAAUAUGGACUCUUGAAAUAUAUUUUUUUUAUAUUGUGAAGAAUUAGCCCAUUAUGAUUUAUUCCUUUUUGAUUACCUUGUAAUCUGGAUAGGCGUUAAACAACUGUACUUCCUUGAUAAGUGUUACCUAUUCUUCGAUCAUGUGUUUACUCCACGAACUUGCGCUAUAUCUGUAUCUGUAUGACCUACAGGUUAUCUAGUCAAAAAGAACUAGUCUAAAAUACUUAUUUACAAUGGCAUAAUAUUAUUUUAAUGCAAAUUUUAGAUCUCGAACUAACAUGCCUGUUGGAUUUAUUCAACUGACAUUUUAAAUUAAGAUGGCGCAUAGUAUCGUUUGUUAAGAUUUAAUUUAUUAUUUGUAAAAAUGGUUAUCGAAAUCAGCUUUACAAUUUUAUUAAGUACUCUUGUUAUAUUAAUUUAGUUUUAGCUGGCCUAAAACUUUUCUAGUUUUGGUUAUAAUGAUCGAAUUUUCUUUAGAUCUGCACAUUUUUUUUGUAUAGGUUGUGAUUUUAUUUUGUUUAUUUUGCCUGAAAAUGUAAUCUCAUAUUUUUUUUGUUAUAAAGUAUAUUUUGGUGCUUUUGCACGUUAUUUCUUAGCUAUAUUGUAUGAUUUUUGAUCAGUUUCGGCGAUUGGUAAGUGCGUCGUGCACGCAUUUAUGGUUUUGGCAAAUAUGAAUUAUAUUGGAGAAGAGAAGUGACUUGAUAGUAGUUGAUAUUGAUAUUUUUGUAACAUAUUUUUUGCUGCGCGUACCACUUUGAAUAGGCUUGAAAAGUACUAUUUUAACGUAGGUUGAAUCGGCCUGUUUGACACGCCAAAGCAAAGUAUAUGUUAGUGAUGGGCAGAGACGCGGGAGGCGUAGGGACGCAUGCGUGCGCGUUUAUGCGCAAUAGUAUUUUUUCACUUAAAAAUUAACGCACGCAUAUGUACAUAAAAGCCUAUCAUUAGGUCAGGCUUUUAUGUGAUAGGCCUUACAUCACGAAACGAUUUCUAUUUAUUCGACUCUAUUCAUCUCUCUCGCUCCCACUAUUAUUCGCUAUUAUGUGUGAAAGAGAUGCAUGGAAUGUGUAUUUGGAAAUCGUUUGUAGGAUCUGUAGUUGUGAAAAUUGUAAUAUACUUAAAAUAACCAUUCGGUUCAGCUUAAAAUAUUUUUUCGGAUAUCAAAAUUAAAAACGUAUGGUUUGUGUUUAAACUAAAAGGUUUAUUUUUUCUAACGUUGGCCUUUAACACGAAAUGCAUUUAAAUUUUAUAAAAUAAUGUGACUUUAGCCUGACUAUUUUUUAAUAUUCUUUACCAAAGAUGUCAAAUAAAGGUGUACGAAAUGCAUGGAUUUGAUGACGGUUCCAAAAAGUAAGAUCUCAUUUUUUGUAUAGUCAUUAUUUAACAAUACAUUAAAUUCGUCCUUUUAAUAAAUAAAUUAACUCACGUCUAUUACGUUUACUAUAUAAAGCCAAAGGCCAGCCCAUUUACUCUUAUAUUUAAGUUCCAAAUAUUUUGUUUGUUUUAUUAACAUAAGUUUGUUACAAGACUGCUACAAGUCAAGUAUUUUUGAUGCGACUUUACUAUUUCUACAAUUAUAUAUACCCGUUAAGAAAACUCACGUUGAAUACAACUGGUAAUGAUAACCACCAAAUUAUACUAUUCUGAACUUUAUGUCAGUUAAGUUUAACCUUUAACUAUGGACGUCGGGUCUCAGAGGCCCACCCCCCUUUUCAAUUUCUCGGUUUAAAUAUCUUCCCGCCACGUGCUGCUCUCGACCAUCUCAGUAGCUUCAGUUUUAACUGUGUAAGGACCGAGGAGGCAUAAAAUCGCGUCUUCCGGCACUUAUUACGUGAGUAAUAACCAUCCAAAAUUUUAUCGUGGUCUGGGAGACCCGAUGACUAUAAUUUCCAUACAAACAUACUUGUAUGGAUGUGACUUGUCAACUAUAAUUUUUUUAUAGUAUAUCAUAAUAUGUUGUAAAUUGUUUUAGUUUAAGAAUACAUAAUGGUAGAAAGUAUCUGAGUACAUCAGCUAUAUUAUUAGCCCAACUAUCUAAGUAACAUUCCAGAAGUAAGGUUUUACUUGUAGACGAUCCUUCUUUUGAGUUUAGAUGUCUUAGAAGGUACCAUUGCUGCCGAUUCCGAUUCUGAUAGGUGUAUAUUUUGCCUAUCAAAGCUCUCAAAGAAAAAUGACACAUGCCUGUAGAGAUAAUUUGUCUUUAGUGUUCUAGGCCACUGUUUAUAAUUUUUGUAAGUUUAACCCUUGUCAAAAUUUUUAUUUUAUGUCUUUCUGAAAUUCUGUUUAUGUUUUUAUGUUACACGGUUAUUAAUUAGCAAGGAAAAAAAUAUUAGUUUUAUUUAUUAUUAAUCGACUGUAAUUAAGGAGCCUAUAUGUGAUGCUAAGACAAUUCACACUGAAAAACGUCUAUGUUUUUUAAAUUUGCCAAAAAAUAAUUAAAUAAUGAUUAAAAAUUGAUUAAUUUACUACUAGAUCCUUUAUUAAUAGUUAUUAGAUAUAUAUCAACUCUUUGAUAAAUUCAAAUUGGUUCAGAUAUGAAAUUAUGUAGAAUUUUAGAUAGGGGUCUGUGAGACCCGACGUCCAUGGGAGUGUGAUUAUUUUUUCACGACUAUAGUUAAAGGUUAAGGUCGAUCUCACCUGAGUUUCUUUCUAAGCCCGGCGUGUAUCUUGACGGGUAUUCUUCAACUCUCGCUCAAGCACGUUGCCAAUUUCAUUUUGGACCUUACUGCCUUGGAGUAAGGCUUUAAGUUCUAUUUAUUUUUUUUCGUCCUAAAUGAAAAACCGUGACGUGCUGAGCCUUAGAAAUCGGUGUUUAAAAUUAAGUUAAGUCCAUUUCAAUGAAAACACAAUAGGAUUUUUGAUUCGUUCAUAUUGUUUAUAUAAGUCGUAUUUAUACUUCAGCGCAUGUUAUUUUAACUAAGUUAUGUUAUGAGAUAAAGUUUGAGUUACCGUUCAAUUACUCUCUAGGUACAAUUUAGUGACCUAUUGUGGUUUUAUGAAAAUUUGGACUAGAUAUAAGUACUUAAUAAGUCAUUAUUCUAGCAUUUAGAUAUCAUGUUAGCCAUCUGCGAUUCGCAAAGAUAUUAUAAUGUAGACAAUUUAUGUAGCAGCCGUAAAAAAAGAAAAGAAAACGACAACAAAAAUCUGUGACUGAAACAAAAGAACAUAUUUUAACAUUCUGAAAAAGCUGCGUGGAAUCCACGUAUGCAAAAAUCGAUUCCAAAACUUACAGUUCAUUGGUGUAAUUUUGAAACCAUUUGUGUUAUUUAAAAAAAAAACAUUAAUCUAUGGGAAAGUUAAGACAGUGUGAGUUGUCAUCUCACCUUUGCGCAAAUACUAUACACCAGCUAAAAGUCCCCUAGAUUGCAAAUAAAAAACAUCAUCAAUACGCUGGUGUACAGUCGCAGGCACUUUAAUAUAGCACUUAUCGCAACUGCGUAAGGUGCUUAACUUGAGUGACAGAUCACCUGCGCAUACGCAGCCAGAAUGACAACAAUUCACCACGUUGGCACAAAAAGAUAAUAAAAUUCAAAUCAAAAAUUUCUCUCCCUUUCUUUCUGGCCAUUAAUUUUAAAUAGUUUUUUUUGGAAAUAUCGGAUUCGUUACCAGAGUUUUCAGAACUGGCUUUUCGAACAAGUGUUUUUGCGAAUCGUGGUUGUCAUUUUGUUUGUACUGCCCUGUGUACUAAGUUUUAAGACUGAUUCUAAAGCACACCAAUGUAUCAAUCAUUCGACCGAGUGAUUGCACUCAACCGCCAGUGUUAACUGAAGGCGUUCUGUUGUAGCUAAGAUUCAGUCAUCUUCUGUUUGAUGCACCCGGGGUCUUUAAAUUAAUUUACAGGGUGUUAUGUGUUUUGAAUUGUCGACGAAACGAUCUCGACCCUGGGUUUGUAGCAUGUAAGUUUAGCUCAUAUUACAUGUAGCGUAUGUGAAUCAAUAAAGAUUAUUCCAAAAUA
Ostrinia nubilalis (European corn borer) is the source of this 6966-nucleotide messenger RNA. RefSeq names its product mitogen-activated protein kinase kinase kinase 13-like. Bases 347 to 2014 code for a protein of 555 amino acids. Gene Ontology annotation, molecular function: ATP binding; protein kinase activity. Lineage: Eukaryota; Metazoa; Arthropoda; Insecta; Lepidoptera; Crambidae. The record is from RefSeq and is a predicted model, not a curated record. Gene Ontology annotation, biological process: protein phosphorylation; signal transduction. Gene Ontology annotation, cellular component: cytoplasm. The transcript is spliced from 7 exons.